AUGUUUGCGUGCCGUGGAUUUGAUUCUUCACAAAAUAUCCACGAAAGGGUUUGUAUCUUCAAAAAUGCCUGCAAAGUAAUACAGAUCGUGCUGCGCCGUAGCAGAGAGAAUGAGCGAAAGCUGCGGGACCAGUUAAAGGCUGUGAAGUCUUUAGCAGAACGGUACGAAACCGAAUUAUCCGAAGAAAGAAAAUAUAGGCAGGAUGUUGAGAAGAAAAUGAUUGAGCUGUCUGCACAGUUCAACGAUGAUUUGAAAGUAGCCCUCUCUGGAAAUGCAGCAUUAGAAGAUCGCCUCAGAGAGCUCUCUCAGACCCAAAAGAAAGAAAGGGCUAAGUCGACGAAACAGUUAGAAGAAGUUGCCCAUGUUUGCUCGGUUUUAGAGUCCGACAUUAAGAAAUUGGCCACUAAAUAUCAGGAGUUACUCGGUUCGAAUCGAGCAACUGCGAUCGAGAUGAGGGCUGAGCCAAUUGAUCUUCCACAAAACGCAGAUCAGUUGCAGUUUUUGUGCUUGCAGAUGAGGGAAGAACUGAUAGAGUUGAAAUCGGCUCGUCAACACGAACAGAAUGAGUUACGAGAUGAGGUCGCCCUACUGAGAGAACAAAUUGGUGAAGAGCGAAAUGCCAAACUGGCGCUAGAGCGUGAUCUCCUUGCUCAAGUCAACCAUCUGCAAACGCAAUUAGGUAUUGCAGCUAGCAAGCUGUCUACUGCAGACGCUGUUGUAAUGAACAGUGAGUCACAUUCAAGACAAAUACGCGAUCUCCAAAACACAGUAGCCGAGUUGGAAGCUCAAGUGAAACAGGUACAAAGUGAACGAGCGGCAGUUGAAAUGACUGCACAGAACUACAAAGCACGUUGCACUUCGUUGCAGAGCGAGCUGGAUACAUCUGAAGCAGUGCAAAAAGACUUCGUUCAGUUAUCUCAAAGCUUGCAAAUUCAACUUGAGAAAAUAAGACAGUCAGAGCAGGAAGUGCGAUGGCAGUGGGAAGACGAUGUUGAGAAUUGUUCAGGAUGUGGAGCUUCAGUGAUCAAAAUUAAGCCUCGACCCAGGUGUUUGCAUUGCUGCAAGAUAUUCUGCUCAUCUUGUGUACAACAAACUGUUCCGAGUGGACCGAACCGAAGACCUGCGAAUGUUUGUCAUGUCUGCCACACUUUAGGGACUCAAAGCCGUUUUUUGCCAUGGAUUCUACGAACAAAUAGUCUCGAGCCAUAUUUAUAUGCUUUCCUUUAUGAACAUUUCUUCAAUGGUUAUGUCAAAGAGCUGACAAUCCGCUGCGUCAUCGAUGCUAAUGUGAAGAGAGCGGAGUUGGAAUACGCGCUUUGA
Molecule: messenger RNA, 1320 nt
Organism: Strongylus vulgaris
Lineage: Eukaryota; Metazoa; Nematoda; Chromadorea; Rhabditida; Strongylidae
Source: the annotation of a GenBank genome assembly